This is a messenger RNA of Lactuca virosa, 1233 nucleotides long. The record is from the annotation of a GenBank genome assembly. NCBI's taxonomy places the organism in Eukaryota, Viridiplantae, Streptophyta, Magnoliopsida, Asterales, Asteraceae.
AUGUGGAUAACAGAUAAGUUGAAGGAAAGACAAUCUUUUGAGAUUGAAGCUGGUGGAUUUGGGGUUGGAAAUCUAAUUGAACAAAGUUCAAAUUUAGAACGUGAGAAGAAUGAGAAUCGGGACACACAUAUUGAGGAGUAUGAAGAAAAGUAUGAAACAAUUUUCAACAAUGUUUCAACUGAAAAGGAUAAUCUGGAAGAUAUUACUUUUCAUUGUCUAUCGAAAUUCCCUGAAGACAAUAGAACGAAGGAGAUGAUAAGGAAGUUUAGAGACAUAUUUUCAACUACACUUUUUUCUAGUCGAGAGAAAUCAGAAACUAUUAAGGAGAGAACUGGAGUCAAAGCAGAUAGAGAUGAAGAGCUUAAUAAAACAAACAUUUCUGAUUUUGAUGAUGAUAAAGAUGAAGGAAUGAAUACAAAGUUGGUUUCAUUUUUAACUGUUAAACCAUUACAACAGAAGUUUCCAGAUAAUGAAGAAAGACAAGAAGAAGAUCAAGAUAUGAAUGUUGACGACCCAAUAAAUUUGGGUUUAGAGAAUAAUAUUGGCGAGGAAACUAUUAGACAUCCGCACAAUCCAGAAAGACAAAUAGAAUUUGAAGGCAUAAAUGUUGAUGACAAAAUAAAUUUGGCUUUAGAGGUGAAUAAUAUAGACGAAACUAUUGGAAAAAAGAAUUUAGAAGAGAAUGUUGAGUGCAAAAAUCUUGUUGAGGGUGGUGAAAUGAUUGGUGGAGAGAAGAUUAGGGAGGGGAAUAUUGUAGAGAAGGUGGUUGGAGACAACAUAGGUGAGAGCUCAAUUGUUACACCAAAACAUGAUCCAAAAGAAACUGGUGAUAAUUCUGAGGGUAUUGAUGAAGAUGGAGAGUUAGAAGGGAAUGAAGAACAUAUUUUAGAUGAGAAAGGGAAAAGGGUCAGAAUGGUAAUUGAAUUAAGUGAAAAAGUCAGUACUGGGCAAGAGAUAAUGGCGCAAAUCAUGUUUAGAUGCGCUGGAGACAAAGAUCCAAUGGAAAUGCUAUUUGAAACGGAGUCUAGAGACAUAAUGGAUAGGGUGCAUUUUGAGGGUAUGUGUCCAAAUCAUAAGAUACAUCCUUUCGUUUUUGAUUGUUGGGCUGUUGUUCUUAAUUUUGAAGAAGAAAACCUGAGAAACAAAAAAUCACCACUACGUGUCUUCUUCAACACUCAAAUUAUGACAGAAAAAUUAUUGGAUUCUUCAAUACCUUCUGUCGAAAGAUUCUGA